Molecule: messenger RNA, 202 nt
Organism: Meloidogyne enterolobii
Lineage: Eukaryota; Metazoa; Nematoda; Chromadorea; Rhabditida; Meloidogynidae
Source: the annotation of a GenBank genome assembly
UGAAGAGGAUACUACAUUUUUAAAAGCUGAAGAGGGUAAAGAUGUUCCUCCACAAUUACGUGACGGAAUUAUGAAAAAAAUUAUUAAAGAAUGUCGUGAAAUUAUUAAAGGGAAUAAUGGACCUAAACAAUCUAAAGAAAAAUAUGUACAUAAAGGAAGUGGAAGCGGACAAGGAGGAAGUGAUUUAUCAACGGGGUUUUAG